AUGCACCAAUACCAAAUGUUGAUUGGGAAUUGGGCUUUGAUUAAUCAAGACUCAAUACUGGCAAUACCAAUACCCAAUACCAGUAUUGACUCAUGUAGGCAUACAUAAACUGUACGUAUGUAAGUUCCUCGAUCAGGUGAACCAUGGAAUGAGUAUAUUUGACAGAUGUCUGUGAGCUAAUACUGGUAUUGGGUAUUGGUAUUGCCAGUAUUGAGUCUUAAUUAACCAAAACCCAAUGCCCAAUCAACACCAAAACGUCCAAGACCAAAAUCAUCAAUAUCAAUACUUCAAUACUCAAUACCCAAAUACUCAAUACUGAUAUUGGUUUUGGUGCAUGCCUA
Didymodactylos carnosus is the source of this 341-nucleotide messenger RNA. NCBI's taxonomy places the organism in Eukaryota, Metazoa, Rotifera, Eurotatoria, Philodinida, Philodinidae. The record is from the annotation of a GenBank genome assembly.